Molecule: messenger RNA, 1431 nt
Organism: Triticum turgidum subsp. durum (durum wheat)
Lineage: Eukaryota; Viridiplantae; Streptophyta; Magnoliopsida; Poales; Poaceae
Source: the annotation of a GenBank genome assembly
AUGGAGCCCUCAGCACAGGGAGGGCCUUCUACUUCCACGUCGGUUGACGAUAGCCAAUCAGUCGAUAGGGCUGAAGAUUCAGAACUCUUCCCCUCUGUCCCAGCAUUAAACCAAGCUGCGUCUAAUCUUGCCCAAAUAGCUUCGUAUUUUACCCAGUGCCUCCCAGUGCCUGGUUACACAGGAAUACCGGAGGAAGACCAAGAACUAGCAAUACUUCCACCGGUCUCAACUUCUGGCAGGCCUGCUCUUCAGACUUCUUCUGCAGAGUUGGAUGGCAGUAGCUUGUCUCCCAGUGUAAUAAGUUCCUCUCAAGAAACCUUGGAAAUCUCAGGGCAGAUGGCACCUUUUCGUGUUUUUCAGAAUGGAGCUUCACUAUUUCAAGGUCUCGUAGAUCGUGCUCGGAAAACUGUACGUGGUUCAGCAGAUGAUAUCGGAUGGCUUCAGCGCACUCAAGGCUUACCUGCAGCUGAGGAUGGGACGACCAGAUUUAUGGAGAUCCUUGACUCCGUGAGAAAAAAUGAGCACAAGCUACCUGAUGCGGUGGUCUAUUUGUUAGUUCCAGGUUUAUUUAGUAACCAUGGGCCACUUUACUUUGUGAAGACAAAAGCAUACUUCUCCAAAAUGGGUCUGGUUUGUCACAUUGCCAAGAUUCACAGUGAGUCUUCAGUAAGUAAAAACGCAAGGGAGAUAAAAGAAUACAUUGAAGAAAUAUACUGGGGAUCAAGGAAACGUGUGCUCCUUCUUGGUCAUAGCAAGGGUGGUGUAGAUGCGGCAGCAGCUCUGUCACUCUACUGGCCACAACUGAAAGACAAGGUUGCAGGUUUGGUACUAGCUCAAAGCCCCUAUGGAGGAAGCCCAGUUGCUUCUGAUAUCCUAAGAGAGGGGCAGCUUGGUGACUAUGUCAUGCUACGCAAGCUUAUGGAGAUUUUGGUUUCGAAAGUCCUUAAGGGUGAUUUGCAGGCGCUAGAAGAUCUGACAUAUGAAAGGAGGAAAGAAUUCCUGGCGCAGCACCCAUUGCCCCCCGAGGUGCCAAUUGUAUCAUUCCACACGGAGGCAAGCAUCACCCCCAGUGUGCUGACAGCCCUCUCUCAUGUUGCGCAUGUUGAGCUGCCGGUUGCCGCUGACGGCAAUCCUGCGAGGAUUCCUGUUGUAAUGCCACUUUCAGCUGCCUUGGCAGCAUGCUCGCAGCUGCUGGUGGCGAGGUAUAGUGAGAAGAGUGACGGUCUUGUGACGAGGAAGGAUGCUGAAGUUCCCGGAUCGGUGGCGGUCCGACCAGAGCGGAAGCUGGACCAUGCGUGGAUGGUGUAUUCCUCGAUGAAUGAGGAGCCUGGGGAUCAGGCGAACACGUCGCAGGUAUGCGAAGCUCUGCUGACUCUGCUUGUCGAGGUUGCGCAGAAAAGGAGGCAUGAGACGGCCAUGAAAGACGAAUAG